UCAUCACGAAUCAAGUCAGAUCAUGAAGAACAAUGCAAUGCAGUAUCUUUGCCACGCCCUUGCUGAUUGUCAAGCUGAUCAAAGAUGUCUUGUAAGAAGACUUUGUGGUGGGAGUUCCACAUUUCCAGGCUCUUUUUCUGCCACCACAACUGGAAAGCAUUUGCUUACACUCCUUGGCUCCCGCAAAACCCACAUAUCCAGUGGAUUUUCAUAGUCUACAAAUGGCUCAUGGCUCUCUUCUUCUCUUCACAUUAUUGCUGGGCGCUCAUAAGGAACAAGGAGUACUUUUAUAUUUAUCUGACCGAUUGGGGCCUGACCUUGCUCACCCUUUACUUUAUAUGGAGCAGUAUCAGUGUCACUGUCCGUUUUAUGCAACAGAACUGCCCUCCUUGUUAUGAUUGCCCAAGAGAUGAAGGAUUGAUAGAUAUGGAGUGUGAGCUAAGCCCAAGGCCUACUGGAUGCUGUGGAAAAGCUCACAACUCUCUCCAAUGGUACGAGAUUGUUAAUUGGUUCCUUUUUGUCAUAGGUGCCGAGCUUGCUGUAUCGAUAACGUUCCUUUACUGGCCUUUGUUUUCCAACUUGGGCAAGGAAGAGUUGUUCAGUUACUUAAACAUUGUGAUGCAUCUUCUCAAUGGAGUGGCUGCCCUACUGGACUUAUGGAUCAGUAGAAUCCCAGUACGUAUCUACCAUUUCAUCUAUUUGAUGAUCAUCUCUGUCACUUAUACCACUUUCUCUGGCGUCUACUUUGCUAUUGGUGGAACAGAUGGUCAUAAUCACACUUAUAUCUAUCCACAACUAGAUUAUGGGAGCUCACCUGGUCCUGCUUCAGCCCUUGCUGUUGGAGGUGCAUUGGUCUAUGCCCCUUUCAUUCAUCUCUUCUUUUACUGCAAUUAUCUCUGCAGAGAAGGUCUGCUCUAUUGCAUACGCUAUUGUAAGAUUAAAAUUGAUCAGAGGAAAGGUUACACUGUCAUGAUUGAUGGCUCUAAUAUUAUCAGUGAGGACAGUGAAGAGAAUGCUAAUGUUGUUUGAUUUUUGAAAGCUGACAGCUGUUUUAAUUUGAUGCUUAGUCUACUUGUGAAUUUUUAUUUUAAAAAUUUAUUUUUAAAUAUUAAAA
Molecule: messenger RNA, 1114 nt
Organism: Amphimedon queenslandica
Lineage: Eukaryota; Metazoa; Porifera; Demospongiae; Haplosclerida; Niphatidae
Product: protein rolling stone-like
Exons: 2
Coding region: 85-1029 (314 amino acids)
Cellular component (GO): membrane
Source: RefSeq, a predicted model, not a curated record